AUGGAGAGCCUAUGGCUAAUUAUCCUGUUAGCUCUCCCUUACGUAACUAAUUCUACAAUAAGCAAAAAGUCAGUAAUUACAUCACUGCAUGCAAAAUGGCCACAGACUCCAUUUAUUGCGGAAGCCAGUGAAUUUAUGGCUCACGAAAGUGACAGUUUAUUCUGGGCCUAUAUAGAUGAAAUUGUUGAAAAACUUAAUGUUGACGAGUGGCAUACAUACAGCGAUGCCAAACAGUACGAUUUAACUGUACGUUUAGCAGGCUAUUUGUUGCAGGAAGCUCGUGUGAAUCUUUUAAAAUUUGCUUUGUCUUUACGAGCUCAUUCACCAGCUGUAUUGCUUUUCCAGAGAUUAGGUGCUGAAAAGAAGAAGUCAUGUGCUGCAUUUGCUGAUAUUCAUGGUAUUUUAACAUGUGAUGUAAAUGAUUUGGAAAAGGUUAUCGAAAAUGAUAUGAAGGGUCCUGCACCAACAGUGUAUUCUAUUGAUCAUGUAUUUCCUGCAACUAAAGAACAUAAUGUUACCUUAAUUAUAUAUGGUGAAUUAGGCUCAGCAUCGUGGAGGAAAUUUCAUUUAGCUGCAAAAGCAUUAUCGAGAGGCGGCAAAGCCAGAUAUGUCCUUCGGCAUUUUGUUAAAGAUGUCCGUGAUGACAAGCUUUUGUUAUCGGGUUACGGCGUUGAACUGGCUAUCAAAAGCACGGAAUACAAGGCAGUUGAUGAUAGCAAUACUGUAACUGAUAAAAUGGUAGUAGAGGAAAGUUCAGAAGAGUAUAUUGAUAACGAAGAAGAUAAUUGUGGAUUCAACUUCAAUAUACUGCGCAGGUUGCAUCAUGAUUUAAAAGAAUCGAUUGAGCAGUUUCGGUUGCAUUUGCUAGAACGUGAUGAACUUACUCCGCUGAAAGUAUGGCAGGUACAGGAACUUAGCUAUCAGACUGCUCAGAGAAUUGUUCAGGCUGGACCGCAGAAAGCCAUUAAUAUCAUGACGGAUUCAAGCCAAAACUUCCCGCUUUCUGCUCGGUCACUAUCACGACAAAUAGUGCGGAAAGAAUUCAUAUCUGAGGUCAGUGCAAAUCAGGAGCAGUUAAUGGAGUACGGCAUCUCGGAAGGUGAAUCUAUUUUUUUAAUCAAUGGUAUCAUGGUGGAUAUUGAUGCCCUGGAUGUGUUCCAAGUGCUUGACUUGUUGAAACAGGAGGAAAAAUUGGCAAAUGGAUUUUUUCGUAUGGGAAUUAAGAACGAAUAUCUUUCCAUGCUAAUGGACCUCGAAUUAAGCAAUGAACGUUUGUCAUAUGCGCUGGAUUUUAGAUCAGCAUCUCCAGAGUACCUGAAUAAUUUGGAUACCGAUAAACAAUACCGGCAGUGGGCAAAUAGUGUGGGUUUGCUACUUCAACCCUAUUUUCCUGGAAUGCUUCGACCAAUUGCUAGAAAUUUAUUCACUUUGAUUUUCGUUGUUGAUCCAUCUCAGAAGGAAACUCGUGAUUUAUUACAUUAUGCUCUGCGAUUUUAUGCUCAUGAAAUACCUGUUAGGCUUGGAGUUGUUUUCGUGACUAAUGAUGAGAAAGAAACAAGUGGUUUUGAUGAUGCAUCCGUUGCUAUGUUGAAUUUAUACAAUUUUAUCAAAAUGAAUAAUGGUAUUCAGAAAGCACUGGAUGUCUUAACUGAGGUUCUAAAUGUGAAGGAAGAGUCUGUGUCUCCAAAGGAUGUCUUAUCAUAUUUCCAAAUAAAAUAUCCUAAUCAUGAUCCAAAUGACGUCUUUGGUAGUGAUUCCGACUAUAAUAAUGGGCGUUCAACAGGUUAUAAAUUUCUUCGCGAUAGUGGGCUUGGCUUGACUCCAAAAGUGCUCCUGAAUGGUAUUGUUCUGGACGAUUCUGGCAUAACAGCUGACCAUUUUGAAGAAACUGUAAUGAUGGAAAUCAUGCGCGUUACGUCGCGUUUGCAGAAGGCAGUGAUGGAAAAGAAACUAAAAGAUCAAGAUAAUGUAAUGAAUUGGAUACUUUCCCAGCCGGAAGUUAUGCCACGAAUCAACAAGCUUAUUUUGGAUUCACCGUUAUCACCAAAUGCGUUGUAUCUGGAUUUAACUUCUGCCAAAAAAUGUACAAACGUAUCACCUGCACAGUAUUACAAAUUACCGUCAGAAGAGCAGAAUCAAUGCAUGCUAAAAGGAAUGCGAUACAUUACGAGGACAGAGGAAAUGAAAACUCAUUUUUCUACUGUUUGGGUUGUGACCGACUUGGAAACUGUUGAAGGACGACUUUUGGCUUAUAAUGCAGUUAGACAUCUUAAACGUUCUUAUACUAUGCGUGUUGCUAUCAUCAAUAAUCCUAAGGAUAUUAAAGCAGCAACUACUUCUGGCAGUAUAACGAUGCUUGUGAAUAUCGCGUCACGCUUACUUGUACCAAGGCAAAUGAAAUCAUUUGUAACAAAGCUUGUGAAAGAAGAAAUUGUAUCGAAACUGCUAAAUAAACAAAUUACUUUGGAUGAUCUUGCUGUUAAUGAUAUGAAUAUGACAUUUUUUUACAAGGAAUCGAAACAAAUAAAUAGUGACGAAAUUGUCGCUGAUGCUAGGUACUCAAAAGAUAUUCUUGGCUUGAAACCAGGACAGUUAGCUUUGGUAGUGAAUGGCUUACUUAUUGGACCACUUAGCGAUGGUGAAGUUUUGGAUGUUGCCGAUAUGGAAUUAAUUGACAAACUCAUUUUGCUUCGAGGUGGAAAGGUAAUUGGAGACUAUAUGGAGAAAUGGAAAAUACAAACGAGACAUGGGGAAUCAUCAGAUAUGGUUGCACGAAGCAUGGCUUUGAUUGGAAGUGGUGUUGCCAAAAAACGACGAUCCAUUGCACUUUCAAGAGAGAAAGAAAGUGUCGUGACGAUCUAUGGAAACAACGAAGAAGGCAUAAUCUUGGUGCUAUGUAUUGUUGACCCAUUGUCUACUCAAGCUCAACGACUUGGCCAUUUACUAACUGUCAUACAAAAAGUUGUCAAUGUGGAAGUGAAAUUAGUAAUGAAUCCCAGAGCUAAACUUAGCGAGCUUCCAUUAAAGAGGUUUUAUCGUCUCGUGCUACAACCGACGGUGAUGUUUGAUGAUUCGGGGCGUAUCGAUAUUGCUGCUUAUGAAGCACGCUUCACAGCGUUACCAAACAAACAGUUGCUAACUCUUGCGGUUGUUCCACCGGAUGCUUGGAUGGUUCAGUCCGUAUAUGCCAUUUAUGAUCUAGACAAUAUUAGGCUGGAAAAUGUAGCAGGAAAUGUGCUUGCCAAAUUUGAGCUUGAGCAUAUUCUUCUGGAAGGUCAUUGCUUUGAUGAUAUAACUGGAUCACCUCCACGUGGUCUGCAGUUUACUUUGGGCACACUAACAAAUCCGAGUCGUUAUGACACAAUUGUUAUGGCCAAUUUGGGCUAUUUCCAGUUAAAAGCUGAUCCGGGUGCUUGGAUCUUGAACCUUCGUGAUGGUAAAUCGAAGGAUAUCUACAACAUUGUAAGUCAUGUAAAUACAGAACUGGAGGAUGAAACCGGAGUAAAUGUACUAAUCGAUUCAUUCAGUGGUCGAACAAUUCGUAUUCGGGUCGCCAAAAAAAAGGGAAGAGAAAAGGAAAAUUUGCUAAGUGAGAAAUCGGAAGGAGAGAGCGAGGAUUAUCUUUCCGUUUGGAGCAGCAUAUCGACAACAAGUAAAAGUGGUGGUGAAAAAUAUGAUGCGAUUAAUAUUUUUUCGUUGGCAUCAGGACAUUUAUAUGAACGUUUCCUGCGGAUCAUGAUUUUGAGCGUAAUGAAACAUACGAAACAUCCUGUCAAUUUUUGGUUACUUAAGAAUUAUCUGUCACCUAAUUUUAAGGAAACGUUGCCUCAAAUGGCUAAGCAUUACGGUUUCAAGUAUGAGUUUAUAGAGUAUCGUUGGCCACGUUGGUUACAUCAGCAAACUGAAAAGCAGCGCGUCAUGUGGGGAUACAAAAUACUUUUCUUGGAUGUUUUGUUCCCGUUAAGUGUACGAAAAAUAAUUUUCGUUGACGCGGAUCAGAUCGUUCGGACAGAUUUGAUGGAACUGAUGGAGUUGGAUUUGGGAGGUGCUCCAUAUGGUUUCACGCCAUUUUGUGAUAGCAGGACAUCGAUGGAUGGUUUCAGAUUCUGGAAAAAAGGUUAUUGGGCUAAUCAUCUUGCUGGUCGCAAAUAUCAUAUCAGCGCACUUUACGUAAUCGAUUUGGUUAAAUUUCGUCAGGUGGCUGCUGGUGAUCGGUUACGUGGUCAGUAUCAAGGAUUGAGUGCUGAUCCAAACAGCCUUUCAAAUCUUGACCAAGAUUUACCAAAUAAUAUGAUUCACCAAGUACGCAUUAAAUCAUUACCACAAGAAUGGCUUUGGUGUGAAACAUGGUGUGAUGAUGCUUCAAAAGAAAAGGCAAAGACGAUUGAUUUGUGCAACAAUCCCCAGACUAAAGAACCGAAACUUGAUUCGGCCAUGCGAAUUAUUCCAGAAUGGAAAGAUUAUGACGCUGAAAUAAAGGUGUUACUUGAUGAAAGAUCAAAGAAGUAUGCAGAAGAAAGAAAGUCUGGGCAUAAAGCAAUUGAUGAACACACCGAGCUAUAAAUUACUCUUUUUCAUUUUUAUAAUGUAAAAUUUUCAUUAUUUGAAGUUGAUGACAUCAGAAUUGUGCUCCGUAAAUGGUGCUUUACACCAUUUACGGAACUUUUCUAAUCUUUUGUUGUGCUUGAGAUUCCUUCUCAGCCACAUGAAAGGAUCUGCAAAUCAAGAUAGAUUGAAGGAACAGUAUCUGUGAAAAAUAUACUGUUUCCAGAUAUGAAGUAUUUUGUAAAUAAAAUGCUUCAGUUUUAUCGUGACAAUUUAAUAUUUUCUGUAUUUAAUCGUGG
Loa loa (African eye worm) is the source of this 4844-nucleotide messenger RNA. Its product is annotated as UDP-glucose:Glycoprotein Glucosyltransferase containing protein. Gene Ontology annotation, cellular component: endoplasmic reticulum. Lineage: Eukaryota; Metazoa; Nematoda; Chromadorea; Rhabditida; Onchocercidae. Gene Ontology annotation, molecular function: UDP-glucose:glycoprotein glucosyltransferase activity. The record is from RefSeq and is a predicted model, not a curated record. The coding region runs from base 1 to 4563 and encodes 1520 amino acids. The transcript has 31 exons.